Molecule: messenger RNA, 654 nt
Organism: Alternaria postmessia
Lineage: Eukaryota; Fungi; Ascomycota; Dothideomycetes; Pleosporales; Pleosporaceae
Exons: 2
Coding region: 1-654 (217 amino acids)
Molecular function (GO): ATP binding
Source: RefSeq, a predicted model, not a curated record
AUGACGGACAUAGCUAAGCGCAUAUUGAGUCCUACCACGAUUCACGACUCGGCCAUCAUCAGGAAAAUGACCAUACUGUCGGACAUCGCCUCAACCGUCAAAAACACACGACUCGUUCCACCAACCGAAGAUGAAAUCGCAUCAGCAAAGAAGGCAAAUCAAGACUCGGAAGCUUCUCAAAGUCGACCAAUUCUCGAAAUCACAUCCUACGACCGCUUCACACCACCAUCUCCUAAACCAGAUCUAGAAUAUGAUUGCCGUAUGACCCAGAACCCGUCCCCUCAAAUGCGGAAAACAUGCACAGGACUCGACUCCACGCUCCAAGACGAGCUUAUGAGCCGCGAAUCAUUCAGCGACAUUGUGACCCGCGCUGAGGACGAUAUUCGGCGGCUCAUGGAGAUUAAGGAUGUACGAGCUAGUAGGGAGGGUGAGAAAGCGGUAGUACGAGUAGGAUGUUUGUGUGGGAGUGGGCAUCACAGGAGUGUGGCAUUUGCAGAGCAGUUGGGUAAGAUACGGUGGAGUGAGGAUGACGGGUGGGAGGUUAGAGUUGUGCAUAGGGAUUUGACAGAAGGAGUGGAGGAGAUGAAGAAAGCCAGGAGUAAGGAGAUCGGAAAGAAAAAGAUGGAGAAGGAUGGAGAGGAAGAUGAAAAGUGA